Strongylocentrotus purpuratus (purple sea urchin) is the source of this 3023-nucleotide messenger RNA. RefSeq lists its product as uncharacterized. The transcript is spliced from 3 exons. Lineage: Eukaryota; Metazoa; Echinodermata; Echinoidea; Camarodonta; Strongylocentrotidae. The record is from RefSeq and is a predicted model, not a curated record. The coding region runs from base 1323 to 2957 and encodes 544 amino acids.
GUUGCCUAGGAAAGUAAAAUGAGGUUGUGUUGUAUAGUCGUCCACAUCAAGCUGAGAAUAAUUAAGUGAUGUACAGAAAACUUUCAAGAAGUUUUUAUUGAUUUGCAGUGAUGCCGAUGUAAUCUGUGUCAGGAUAUGGGGGAAGAGUAAUAAAGGAUAUUUAAAUAACAAAGAGACCUACAUUGCAUAUAUUAUACCAAAUACAUGGAAAUAAGCGCUCGAACGGCUCCUGAACCUUUUCAUAAAUUCUUUGCAUUUUUUGUUCUUUUUUAUGUCUACAGGUCGUGUGCAACCAAAAGAGCUUCCUCAACAAAAAACUCAUUGUAAUCUGGACACUUUCUUCGUCAUUUUACGCAGCGGUGACACUGGUCAAGCACCUGGCGGAUGCCAGUGACGGUCAAAUUUCUCCCUACACUUGGACAUAUACACCCACUUACCUUGACAUUACUCACUUUACUACGUCACAGCGCCUUUGUUUCUUGGCACUUUCCCAGUGUUUCAACUUUCCCUUUUUGGUCAGAUGACUCUGCGUAGUUCUGACUAAAGACAUUCAACAAUAACAUACUACAGUGACAUCAUCAUUUUGUACUAGGAGUCGAUGUCAUCAGGAAAACAAAGCAAAGGACUGCUUAUUUCUAAUUAAAACUGGACAUUAUUAAUAACGGGCACGUUCCUGCAUCACAUUUUGACGCGCCCCCACACUCCGAACUCAACGCGUUUGGAUCAUGCAUUCCAACUGAUGUGAUCAUUUCUACUGGAGUUUGUGAGCGGACCGUCCCAUCACUUUUAUGCUUGUUACCACCGUAUUUCGUCUGUCAUUUACACCUUGUUGAUAUAUCUACAGUUGAAACCAUCAAUAGUUGAAAACUAGUCGUCGUCAACUUUUUAAAUGUUUAGACAUGUUAUAGCUGAGGCAAACUUUCGUCUUAUUAUUCCGACGUCGGAUCGACUAAACUUUCAUUUCGACUACAAACAAAAAUCCCUUUGUUUAUCUGUUAAAGUUGGAUUGUCAGCUUUCUUCCUGUUCGGGGAAAUACUUUCUGCAAACCCAAAUAUUGUUAUUGAACUCUGAACUGCAUUGUUACAAGCAGUUAAAUUGUUUCUGUUCUUAGGGUCGAAGCGCAUAGGAAGGAAAACCCUAUUAACUGCGCUGGAUACAAAAUCUUGUUUGGACUUUUACUCAAUGUGGGAAUUUCCACCUUAUUUUUCAUUGCUCCAGCAUUGUUACACCGUCGAACAUUUUGCUUCAACAUUGCCUGUCUGGUAUAUUACCCUUUUCAAGUUGGAUUAAUUCAGUCUAGAUGUGAAGAGAGAUUUGAAAAAUGUCACUGAAUAUAACAGACGUUCCUUUUCCUCCCCCUUCUCCUACCACCCUGGCUCCAGACCGUCGUCACAAAGCCUUGGAAGAUAUCUGCAUCACAUUAGCUGUCUUCUCUCUCGUCAUCAUCAAUAUCGCACUCUUCCUAUUCUGGAGAUACAAGGCGUUAGGAAAGUCCCCUCUACCGUUUCGCCGUUACUCAACAGACUCCGAAGCCUAUGCAACCCUUCACCAACCAGUCAUGACUAAAGACUCUCUACACACCUCCCAUUCUCAGCGUCGGGUCCAGGAAGUACUCAAACAUUACGCAUCUACUGUAGUCCGGGUCGGACAAAACCAUAUCGCCAGGAAAUCAAACGGCUCUCUCUACGCUUCUUUCAGCGGAGACAGCGCCGAUGCCUCUCCGGUCCAUACCAACCACUCCUCUGCUACGAAAAACAAGACCGCUUCGUUACCAGCGAAACAAUCGGAAGAGCGAUGUAGUAUUCUCGCCUACGAACAAAGUCCGGCGAGGCGGAGUGAAAGUGGUGUUUAUGAUGAUAACUCUGUCAGGUUUAAGUUAGGACAUCCGGAUGAAGACAGUACGACGGGUGGCGAGAGCGAAAGCCAGGUUUACUGCGAAGUGGUCGAUGUUGCUGCCAGGCGUCACGCAAGACACAUUCGCCCAAUAUCGUUUGAUUUUUGCCAGGAUAAAGACGAUACGCGUAGUCUCGCUUCACAUAACAACAACGACAUGAGCAUCGGUGGGGAGAGCAACAUGACCGAUGAUGGUGGUAUGGAAACUGUUUAUGAAAACUUUAGAAGGAGGCAACCGACUUCGAACUUCGCGUCGAUGAUGAAAAGCAAAGCUUCACCUUCGCGUGAGUCAAUCGCCGCUAUGUAUUCUACGUGCAGGACUAUCAGCGGGGAUUAUGCCACUUGCGAUGCCGGUGGAAGCUGGAGACCAACCUCUUUCGCGUUCUGUCGGGACGGUACUCCAAGUGCCACGGAUACAACUCUUUCAAGAACAUCUAUGGUAUCUGAACAUGAUGAAAAUGCGACAUAUGAGCAGUUCGUAGAACCGGAAGAUCCGAUAUACGCGCAAACGGUUAUACGCAGGAGCAAAAGGUCUGUAAAACAGUAUCCUUCGUCGCUUCCAUGCGAUGCCAUACUCAGCUCACAGCCUCUCUACGAACAACCGGUCUUUGAACAACCCUUGUAUGAAAACUUUGAAAAGAGCGAACAAGAUGAAGAGAGUGAAAUCGACCACAGGUACAGUUCUCUGCAUCUAGAUGCCCCUAUGAACAGUCACCUGACCGCUUCAGACUCUCGGAUCGAUGUCAAUUCUGAUUCGCGCAGAAGUCGCCGCGGCAUGCACGGUGGCGGUGGAGCGGACAACCGAAGGCUGGUUCCCAGGGAUUCGACCAAUCCCCGCUCUGACAAUACGGGCGAUGCCUCGCCGCAUGCAACGAGCCCUGGUGUAGUGGUUCCCGACAUCAGCAUGACAUCGAACCAAAGUUCCUUCCAUACGAUAGCCCGAGAAUUAGCUGGACUUCACCAAGACAGUGUUGAUGAUUAUGAUCCGGAGGAGAGCUUUCCAGUCAUGCAGAUGCUUUCUGAUCGCUAUAGCACUGGCAAUUUCCUCAACAAAUUUUAUUAACCCUUCGAUUGCUUUCUCUAUCCCUCUACACGGUCACCCGUUUGCCACAGCAGCAAUGUUACAAUA